Dothidotthia symphoricarpi CBS 119687 is the source of this 1851-nucleotide messenger RNA. RefSeq lists its product as uncharacterized. The transcript has 3 exons. Gene Ontology annotation, biological process: positive regulation of transcription by RNA polymerase II; DNA-templated transcription. NCBI's taxonomy places the organism in Eukaryota, Fungi, Ascomycota, Dothideomycetes, Pleosporales, Dothidotthiaceae. The record is from RefSeq and is a predicted model, not a curated record. Bases 49 to 1851 code for a protein of 600 amino acids. Gene Ontology annotation, molecular function: DNA-binding transcription factor activity, RNA polymerase II-specific; zinc ion binding; sequence-specific DNA binding.
CUUAUAACUAACCGCGUCCUAUACAGUUUGUAUAUAUGCUCUACUGUUAUGCCUUCUGAUACUAGAAGAUCUCACGUUCGGCGCUCUAAUGUAACUGCCUGUGCUCGUUGUAAAGCUCGAAAACAACGCUGCGAUCAAAACAUACCAGCAUGCUCCAAUUGCGAGCGAGCGGGUGUAGAAUGCGUCGGCCAUGACGUUGAUGGUUCUGUCGUUCCACGAAGUUAUAUCAAGAAUCUGGAAGACCACGUGGCACUUUUAGAGCAAGAGAUUCAGAGGUACCGCUCUACCGACCAGUCAAUUCCUUCGGAAACCAAACCAGGACCCGAAUUUGUUGAGCAAGUGCUUGCGCAAGCUAGUUUUGUCUCUCUUCAUACCUCGAGUUACCCAAGCCCGCGAUACAUGGGAACCGGUUGUGGUUUACCAUUGUUACGCCUGCUUCUUGUUGGACUUGGUGCCUCAGCACCCAUAGAUCGUGUUAGCACUUGCGAUCCUGGAUUGUUAUCUAUUGCGGAUCUACUGCCGCACGAGGUUGUUGUACAACUGCCUGCUAACAAUGUCUCUCUUCGGCUGAUUGACGUCUAUCUUGAGCACUCUGACUUCUUCUCUCCAAUCUUCUACCGAGCAGAUAUAUUGGGCAUGCUCGACGCUGCUGGGGAUAUUCCUUGUCUCAAAGUACGAUUCAAAAUCUUCAUGAUAAUGGCCAUUGCCCUCCAGGUCUUGAACCGAACUGAUUCGAGUAUCUCUAUCACCAGAUCUGAUGCUUUUUUCUCUGCAGCAUCGCGCAUUCUGCUCACAGAUUCUGCCAAUCUUCUAACGGGGGACUUGGAGCAUAUGGAAAUAUUAUUACUUAUGAUUCAGUAUUCGUCCUUUUCCUCAAGUCCCGCUGGAACCUGGCAUAUCAUUGGACUGGCGACUAGGUUGGCAGUUGAUUUAGGACUUCAUGACGAGCCUCCUCAUCGCCUUCGACUCGACCCACUUGCGCUAGACCGACGAAGGCGAAUCUUUUGGGCUACAUACACGUUCGAGAGAAACCUAUGUGCUGUGCUAGGCCGCCCAGUGUCAAUCCCUGAUGAAGCCAUCUUUGUGUCCCUUCCGGCCAAUUCAGGUCCUUCGCGGGUAGCACUAGCAGUGCACCUUAUCAAAUUUCGACGAUUCGAGUCCGAAAUUAUGCAAAUCUUGCAUCAACAGCCACCACUUGCCUCACGAAAUUUUGAACACUACUCUUGGCGGGACGAUAUGCGUCAGAGACUCUAUGAGUGGCGCACUACUGUACCUUUUCACGAAAACCCAACCCAAUUGGCGCCUAUGGAGAUCUUUGAUGGUUAUCUUUACAACUCACUGGUUCAUCUCUUCUCCCCAUCCCGCCACAUAUCUAUUCUAUCCGCCGACGACUUAGUGUUCCUUGCUGAUUGUGCCAAAAGAAGCAUCGAAGCGUAUCGUUCAAGUUUUCGCGAUGGCAAACUACGUUUCUAUUGGCGCACCAUCCAUAACCUCUUCCGCUCUGGCGUCUCUCUUAUCUAUUGUCUGAAAAAUUGGCCACAAGGGCGGGACCUCGACACUCGCUCGGCACACACAACAAUCAACUUAUGCUCUUCAGUCCUUUGGGGCAUGGUCGAACGCUAUCCAGAGGGCAAACCUGGUCGGGAUACCUUCGAAACACUGUAUCAAUCCUUUCAGCAGUCCAAUACCGAGCACUUGUCCCACCUACAAACCCAGUCUUUUCCAUUCGCUGAUUCACUUGGAUUUGCGCCCGCUACUCUUGACACCUCAAAGGUGUCAUCUGGCCCGAUACCAGAUGACUCCGUUCUAGAAGAUGUCAGCUUGCCGCACUUGUAUGCCUGGGAUCUGUGA